UUGUUUGGCUAAUUUCAUUUGCGAAAUGGGAAAGUUGACAAAUUGUUUGCUCGCGGCAAUGAUUGCGAGCCCAUUUGUUAUCAAAUAUCUCAGAUAUCGAAGACUAUCCGCAUUUGUGAGAUUGAAGCCACAGUUGGACGACACUGAUUCGGAAAAUGAAGCUGAUGGAAUACUUGCAGAUGCUUCAAAGGAUUAUUUUAUUCGAAUCCCGGCAUUCGCCGUGGGAGCUGUUGUCGGUAAACGUGGAAUGACUUUGAGGAGGCUCAUGUAUGAAACUCAGACUGAAUGCGUUCUAAGAUCGUACACACCGGAGGAGUUGGAUGUCGCUAGCAAUGAAGUCUCUGCCGACGCCGAAUGGACGGAACAGUUCCAAAAUGAGGAUUGGUUUGGCGAAGAAUCCACGGACACGCGUCGAAAAAUCACUUAUCUACUGGUUCGCGCAACAGAUGAGCAAUGCGUUAAAUUAGUCCGAUUGAGAAUCGCGGAAAUUAUUGACAAUGUUCAGAAGCCUUGGAAGACUGCAGAGUUCGAAGUGGAAACUCAAAUGGUCGGAUAUCUUGUCGGGCGUGGCGGUCGUCAUAUUAAAACCCUCCGUGAUAAGUUUUCCGUCAAUAUCCAAAUUUCCGAUCCAAUUCCUGAUGAUCCGACAAGAUCUUUGGUAACUGUUCGUGGGCGGGACCUGACAGCUCUGAAAGAAGUGGAGGUUGUGAUGAAAGAGACGGUUCUGCCAAGAAACUACAACUGUGCUCGAAAUCGAAAUUAUGAUGAGGAUACAUUUUUGGAUAACGGGAUCUAUGACGAUGUUGACGAGGAAAUUAAGGAUCUGAAAAAAGUAACUGAACUUCUCGCUCAAGAUUUUUUCUAAGUAUCUAAUCCUCGCUCUCUUCCAAUUGCUUUGAUAUUCCUUUUCGUAAUUUAUACCUUAAUCUUGUCAUAUUAUUCAUCUUGUUUCAGUUUUAUUGCGUUAUUAUUUUCCCUGUUAACUCGCUACACGAGAACUGUAUUUGUUAUUGCGUUUUUAUGCGAAAUAAAUAAAGAUAUCCUCUUU
Messenger RNA from Caenorhabditis elegans, 1048 nucleotides. RefSeq names its product K Homology domain-containing protein (gene tofu-7). Lineage: Eukaryota; Metazoa; Nematoda; Chromadorea; Rhabditida; Rhabditidae. Gene Ontology annotation, molecular function: nucleic acid binding; RNA binding. Bases 26 to 865 code for a protein of 279 amino acids. The record is from RefSeq and is marked reviewed. The transcript has 6 exons.